CCUUCCCCGGAAUGUUUGACUUGACUUUACUCUACACCUUACUUUCUAUUUCUGAUGGUAGUGGAUGAAUUGAUUGAUUGAUUGAUUGAUUGAUUGAUUCAUUGAUUCAUUGAUUCAUUGUUUAUUUGAUUGAAGGGCUUUUUUUAUGGACGAGGUGUAUGAACGCAUCUCCUGAAUUACACUAUUACAUUUUUAUCACCCACAGAAUACCAAACAUAAAACAUAAAACUUCGGAUAAAGAAUUUCGAAGGUGACGCAUCUUUUUACGGAAACGGGAACAUCAGCCUCGACUCUUCCUACAUACCUUAGUGGUGUAACCACGGCUUCUCUCAUCAACAUAGUAUCACAGGACGUAAACCAACAUCAUGAACUGUCCAUCGAGAACAGAUGAGCCAUUGGAAGGCGAUGGAUAUAAUCAAAAUCCCAAUGCCUUGGCAAACGAUCUCACCACUCGAGAAGAUCUGAACGGCCGAGCAAAUGGAAGGGCAUUGAGGAGAAGUUUGGAAGAUGAAGGCCUGGAAUCUAUCAAUGAUCUGGUCGAUGAUACGGGUGAUGGAAAGGUGACGGGAGGUGAGAGUCGUGUGGGAAGGGGGGCUGGGGGUGAAAGGGGCGGUGGAGGCGGUGGACGUGGUGGAGAUGGGAAGAGUGGUCACGUGGUUGGACCUACCGUUGAGGCUCUUGAUAUUAGAGAUCAAUCGAGCACGAGACGGGGAUACGAAAGAAGUUGUAUCAGUAUCUCUAAAGAUCAACUUGUGAAAAUGAAGCAAGUUAUGGUCAAAUUUGCUAAAUUCGUGGGUCCGGGCUUCAUGGUACGUAAUUUGCCACUUUCGUCAACAACAUCAAAAUUGAUGUCAGAAAGUCGAAAAUUAUCUUCACUCGUAUUAACAAAUCUUAUAGGUAGCGGUGGCAUAUAUUGAUCCCGGAAAUUAUGCGACGGAUGUUGCUGCAGGAGCAACGUAUAGGUUUAAGCUGUUGUUUAUUGUUCUGAUGUCCAAUAUCUUUGCAAUCUUUUUGCAAAGUCUUUGUAUCAAACUGGGUACUGUUAGUGGUUUGAAUUUGGCAGAGGCUUGUAGGGCUUUCUUGCCGAAAUGGUUGAAUAUUGGCCUUUAUAUUUUGGCUGAGGGUGCAGUAUGAUAUCCCUCUCCUUUUUUUCGCAUUUUUAUUUGACUAACCAAUGAUAGAUUAUCGCUACAGAUAUUGCUGAGGUGAUUGGUACAGCUAUCGCUAUCAAUCUUUUAAUACCUCAAAUACCUUUAGUUGCUGGCUGUGCUUUGUCUAUCCUUGAUGUUCUUAUUCUUCUCGCAUUUUAUCCUGGAAAUGGUGAAAUGAAGAGAUUGAGAUAUUUUGAGAUGUUCGUCGUUGCAUUGGUAUUAGGUGUUGUUAUUUGCUUUUGCAUUCAAUUAUCACUCAUUAAAGAUACUUCCGUAGGACAAGUUUUCAAGGGAUACUUGCCUUCUAAAGCUAUCGUACAAUCUAAGGGGUAUGUAUUGACUUUUUAAUCUCAUCAUAAUAUCACUAACACAUCCUAGACUCUAUCAAGCAUGUGGUAUUCUAGGAGCAACCGUCAUGCCUCAUAGUCUCUACCUUGGAAGUGGUAUCGUACAACCUAGACUUCUAGACUACGAUAAGAAGAACAAUUUUGUCAAAAAAGAUUUCGAUCUAGGUACCAAGGAACCAUAUUACCCAUCCCUUCCAGCCAUCAAAUUCUGCCUCAAAUACUCCUACGCCGAAUUAGCUAUAUGUCUCUUCACAUUUGCUCUCUUCGUCAAUUCUGCAAUUCUAAUUGUAGCUGGAGCAGCUUUGUAUAAUAACCCUGCUGCACCAGAUGCUGAUCUUUUCGGUAUUUACGAUUUACUUGUUUCGAGUAUUUCGAAAGGUGCUGGAACUAUUUUUGCUCUAGCUUUGUUAUUAUCAGGCAUGAGCGCUGGUAUUGUUUGUACUAUCGCCGGACAAAUGGUUUCAGAAGGCGCAUUAAACUGGACUAUCAGACCUUGGUUACGACGUCUCUUAACCAGAAGUCUAAGUAUCACACCUAGUAUCAUUAUUGCUGGUGCUGUUGGUCGUGAGGGUUUAUCAGCUGCUUUAAAUGCAAGUCAAGUAGCUCUCAGCAUUGUUCUUCCAUUUGUUACAGCACCUUUGAUCUAUUUCACAUGUCGCAAUAAAUUCAUGACAGUAAGAUGUCAAAACAGAAAUAACUUUGCCGAAGAUGAUGAGAAUACGAGGGGAAAUGUAGAUGGACCGGUGGAAAUUGAAAGUGUUUAUGAAAAUGAUGGAGCUGGUAUGGGUGGAGAGACGGGCGAGGGAACUAAAAUGAGAAAUCAUUGGAUUACGGCUGCGGUGGCUGCGGUUAUUUGGACGGUUAUGGCUGCGAUGAAUGUGGCUAAUUUGGUUUUGCUUGGGAAGGGUGAUGGUGCAUAGGUUUGGGUGUGGUGCUUUGGGGAGGGAAAAUGGGAGUGAUGGGUUUGGGGGUUGGGGGUUGGAUGUGGUUUUUGGGGAUGAGGGAGGAGGUGGAAGGGAGGAAGGGGCAGAGAGAGAAGGUUGUUGUGUAAAUGGCAAGUGUUGAGUUGUGCUCAGGAGUCAAGUAUGAUUUGAUGAUUUUCAACGGGAAAUGGGAAAAUAAGGUGUGUAGAUGACAAGUGUUGAGUUGUGCUCAAGAUUCAAGUAUGAUUUCAUGAUUUUCAACGGGAAAUGGGAAAAUAAAGUGAUGAGUGAUGACAAUGAAGAAGAUUAGCAAAGUGUACAGUAGAGUCCUGAAACCUGAUGGUCGUGUCAUUAGCUCAAAUAAUGACAUAGCAGAC
Molecule: messenger RNA, 2798 nt
Organism: Sclerotinia trifoliorum
Lineage: Eukaryota; Fungi; Ascomycota; Leotiomycetes; Helotiales; Sclerotiniaceae
Source: the annotation of a GenBank genome assembly